UUAUAAAUUGUUAUUUAAUUAAAGAUAUAUUAAAAAUUUCUUCUUUAAAUGUAGUAUUUUUCAUUUUUGUGGUAUAUAUAUUGUACAAAAUAUAAUUGUUGGACGUAGAACUUACAAAUGGUUAUUGCCGCGAAAGUUUUAAUACUUAAGUGAACUCUUCAAGUACAUUGUCUGUUUAUUAUGGAGGCAAUAGUUUUGGGUACAUUGUAUGAAAAAUAUAAAGAGAUAUACGUCUCUAAUUUGCCUUUUUGUGUGGUUUGUAUGCGUACUAGGAGAGAUGGGUACAUGGUACCGCCAAAAGCUAUAGUAGAUUUUCGUGGGAUCACCAAGAGAAAUCAAUUUGAGGAUAUAGCAGUAUGUUCUAUAUGCGAGGAGAUAGCAUUGAAUGCAAUGAAGCUGUUCAAAGCGAUGCACUGUUCUCGGACUCUGAUAAAUGUACUGAAACAUCUGCAGAGAGAGAAUCUGUCACUACAGGACUUCAGCAAUCAACUAGUCUACUUUAAAACUGUGAACAAGUAUGGAGAGAAAUCAUCCAUAGAUUACAAAUAUUUAUUGAAUGUAGUUGAGAGUUAUUGCAAUUAUGCAAAAACACAAGGAUCGACUGUUCACACAGAUCUCUCUACGAGUAACAAACCACCAGACAGUCCAGACACCAACAGCAACAGAGUGCCAGAGACAAUUCUCAUAGAUGACGACAACGACGCACCGACAACAACACAGUUAGCCAAAUUAUUGACCAAACCACUACACUUGCUGCAGAAGCCAAUCAGUAACGAACCAGCAAUGAUGACGGGGAUGAAACCAGAGUCUUAUCUACAUACGAACGGGCCAUCGUUAUUUACAACCCCUCCGAUAAUAAAUAAAGAAGUAAAUGUUAAUAAAGAUAUUCAUAAUAAAAGAAAGAGAAAAAGUCCUGAUGAUAAUACUGAAAGGAGUAAACUAGACUUGGCUGCGGAGGCAGAUGAAUCUAUUGUAGAACACGCUAUAGCUCGCCCCCGGGCUUUGAACGCGUCCAAAGUGGACUGGGAGAAUAAAAUACCAAUGGAUUUCAUUUACUUUACGGACCAAGGGGAACCGAGUAAUGCCUCAUGCCAAAUUAAACGAAUCAGAUCUGUUACAAUUGAAGAGAACGCCAGCAGUAACUGUUCGACUAGUACGUGGUAACAGAAGCCUGAAGUAAUGCUGUAUAGCAACGGAAAUACCGACCAUCUGGCAAAGUUAGGGGUAAAAACCGCCCAACUGGGACCUGAACCCUUCUGGGGUGUGCCUCGUUGCCUAAAACUGGGACGUCUCAAAUUAAUAACCAAACGAGAAGCACUGAAUCACUGGCAAGAAAUGCCAGGAUUAACACAUUCAAAAGACUUAAUAUCGGGCUACUCGAACAAAUACUCCAAUAGACUACUGCUAUUGAGUAAAAACAACAUAUGCAUGAUGACUAGGGCCCUCACAGGACACUGCAAAUUAAACAAGCA
Messenger RNA from Achroia grisella, 1472 nucleotides. RefSeq lists its product as uncharacterized. NCBI's taxonomy places the organism in Eukaryota, Metazoa, Arthropoda, Insecta, Lepidoptera, Pyralidae. Bases 181 to 1164 code for a protein of 327 amino acids. The transcript is spliced from 7 exons. The record is from RefSeq and is a predicted model, not a curated record.